GAUGAUCCGUCCACAUCAAAACAUCGGAGUAGUGACCCGCAAACAUCUGAGCUGCCAUCACUUCAUGAUUCGCAUGCUAUUCAAGACUUCUUCCGGCGGAAUCGGCAACGAAGUCAUCAAGAAUUUAUGGCAUCGCAAAGUGAAUUAGGGAGCUGUAAUUCUGUGAACGCGAUCUCUCACGACCCGAUGAAGCAGAUAAUCGAACAAUCUGACAAGGAGAUGUCUGUCAAGGAAGCAUUGGCCAAGGGUUUCCGCAACUAUAAAGUUCGACUACCGAAGAAGAGGAUUCCGUUUGAAUUGGAUCCAGCUAUUGACACCUCGGUUUUAUACUCUCUAUUCGCAAACGACGUAGUAGACGAGAACUACAAGGAUCCCAGUACGACAAUUCUCAAUCCUCAAGUCACUGUUCGGGAUGCCUUGAGCGUAUUAGCCGUCUCCACGGAAGGAAAUGGUAGUCUUUCUGGUUUACCGCAAAGGGUGGAUGUGGAAAAGACCGCACCACCACAGUUACUGGAGGCGAACAGAAGCGAUAUUGACAUCAACUCGUCAGUGAAG
Messenger RNA from Ostertagia ostertagi, 555 nucleotides. The record is from the annotation of a GenBank genome assembly. Lineage: Eukaryota; Metazoa; Nematoda; Chromadorea; Rhabditida; Trichostrongylidae.